AUGCCUACACUUGACAAUGAAUGUAGUCUCACUUACGUUGCUAGGAGUCAAACAGUUUCAACAACCAGACGGGACAAUUGGGAGUGUACUGUAAGGAUAGUACAAGCAGCGGUAGGUACAAAUAUUGUUUGUAAGGAUAGACCCUGGAAUAGCUCGCGACGCGGUGACCGGGGUGACCCGGAGCUAGUGGCGAAGGACGCGGGGUGGAGGAGGCGCCGGGUGUCCGAAACCUUAGCAAGAGAUAAGAAUGCAGGACGCGGCAGCUGCGCGUGCGCAGAGCGCGGAAUGCGCACCUGGCACCUGCCGCCAGCCGACGGCCCCGGGGCCGGCGAACUGCACUCGACACUCUUCUAUACCUUAUACUUAGGCCAUCACUAA
Messenger RNA from Arctia plantaginis, 378 nucleotides. The record is from the annotation of a GenBank genome assembly. Lineage: Eukaryota; Metazoa; Arthropoda; Insecta; Lepidoptera; Erebidae.